This is a messenger RNA of Biomphalaria glabrata, 1846 nucleotides long. RefSeq lists its product as uncharacterized. The transcript is spliced from 6 exons. The record is from RefSeq and is a predicted model, not a curated record. The coding region runs from base 220 to 693 and encodes 157 amino acids. NCBI's taxonomy places the organism in Eukaryota, Metazoa, Mollusca, Gastropoda, Planorbidae.
CUCGUUUCAGUUGGACACUAACAUUCAUUUAGUCUUUUGAGUCAGCAGUAAAGCUCAGUAGCGAAAAGCUGUCUAGAAGAAGACCAGACCACAGCACUCAGUUGAAACUAGAUUCUUAUACUUUUAUCUGCACUGAUAUUUCAAACAAAACUUGAGAUGUCCAAAGAAAUACAAAUCUGAAGCGAAUUACAAAGUUAAUUGGAACUAAGUCUCAACAAAAUGGAACAAUGCUGGCUAAUUGUACUUGUGCUCUCUGUACUAUUAUCAGUAGUAGGGUUGACGUUGCUAGGCUUACUGAUACAGAAAAUCAGAAAGUGCUGUCGCAGAGAAGACAAGCCUUAUGGGCUCAAGAAACACCAAACUGGAGACUACUCUCUACUUGAAAUUCUUGAUGAGGACGAUGCCGUAGAUGGUGGUCAAGCGGCCCAGCGUAGGCCAACACUUGACCUUCAUGGUAAAACAAGACAGGAGGCGCUACAGGCGGUGGAUCAGUUCAUCCUGUCCAACCAAAACAGUUAUCAUAAAAAUAAGACUAGUAGCAGACUUGUAAAUAUCAUCACUGGUAGAGGCCUGCACAGUGUUAACAAUUUUCCUGUUUUAAAGAUGGAGACCCAAAAAUACCUGGAGAAAAAGGGAUUAAACUAUUCUAUAAACAGUAAAGGAGGUCAACUAACUGUCGAUCUAAAGAGCUGAGAGAUAAAGGCAGCUCUGAGACAUUAACGGCAAAUAGAAUCUCAAACGUUAAAGAAUUAAAUUGUCACUCUGAACAGCAAGAUUCCUAUUUACUGAUAUGAAUUCAAGUGGUUACCUCAUUGACUAACAAGUUCUCCUCGCUAAGUGGCUCAUCUCUGAAUCCUUUACGCUCAGUCACUGCCAAGCUAGCACAAUAUCUGAUUGAUGAGCCAAAAAAGAAGAAAAAGAAAAUAACACAUGUGUCUUUAUGAAUGGUUAAUUACUUUUUGUUUAUAUAUUUAUCCGUUUUUACAUUUUAAAUUAAUGUCCAAAUGUAUAUUGUUUAUGUUUUUAUAAACAAAUUAUGCUUAUUUUUAAUUUGAUUCUUUGAUUUCUUUAUUAUAAAAAACAAAAUAUUUAUAGAAUAUAUUGUGUACAAAUUAACUGUGAUAUUUACCAACACUGUAGAAAUUAUUAUUUUAUGUUGAGAAACAGUUUGAGAGACAAUAUUUACAACCUUCAAGCCAUGCAGCGGCAUCGGCUCCCAGGUUGUAUGACAUGUGCUCCGGGCUGUAGGGCCACAAUGUCAAUUUGAUACCUGGUUCAAUUCUUGUCGACUAGGAUCUUGAGCCUUCCGGGAGGAGGUUUCGUCAUUUCGAAGAAAAUUCCGAAACUUGAUAAAAAACAAAACAAAUAAAACUCGUUUCUCCUGUAUUAUUUUGUAGAAGAUCUUGUUACAGUGUAAGAAAGUGGAGAUGUGCAUAAAUUAUAAUUCUUUCAAAGGUGGCAUUGUUUGAUGUUACAAUUUUUAGUUUGAUUUGAGAUCAUUAGUAAUGAAACAUCCCUUUACAUGUAUGUCUGCCCUGUAGUAUGUGAACACUUUUAUGAUAGAGACAAAAAGUCAUUACUCAGACAAACAAAAUACAUGUAUUUAAUAAAACAAAAAAAAACAAAAAAAAAACCCAUAAAGUCAUGUAAUUAUGUUUGCUAAUAAAUUUAACUACUAUUAGAACUAGAACUGUUUGCUUUUGUGACUUCCAUAUAACAAGUAUAUUCCUUUUUAAAUUGGAAAUAAUUAUACAUGACUAUUUGUCCAUUGCUUCUCUGGUGAUGGCGGAAGACUAAUUGUACCUUAUUAACGUAUUUUAAAAUAAAAAAUGGCUUUAGUACAACA